AUGCCUUCAAGAUAUUAUGAACCAACUGAGGGAACAUCAAGAGUUUAUUCACCAGUACCUCCAAAUUAUGAAAAGCGAAAAGAUAGUAAGUUACCUGAAGUCUGAAAAACUCAUAAACUAAUGUUUUUUUUCCCAGAAACCUAUAAAUAUGCACCAUCAUCUACAGAUAUGUACACGUAUACCACAAAUACAGAAAGGUAGGCUGUGUUCACAACAAGACUUCCAAACUCGAGAAUUUCAGAUCAGUAGAAACAAAAGGUGAUAGUGGAUGUGUGGCUUGGACGAAAUAUGGAAUUUUCACAGCGAAUAUUGUGUUUCUAACAGUUGGUGGAUUAUUGUUAGCAAUGGGUGUUUGGUUGAGAACUGAUAGUCGGUUUAGGAAUUUUAUUAGUGAGAGGUAGGGUUUUGAAAAUUUUUAAAUUUAAAAAAUGAACAAAAAAAUUUCAGAUAUCGACAAGCAGUUGAAGAUGCUUUCUGGGAAGCACCAACAUUAUUCAUAUUUUCAUAUAUCAUAAUAGUUAUGGGAGCUGUAAUGAUAGUUGUGGCAAUGUUAGGUUGUUGUGGAAUCAGUGGAAGAUCUCGAUUAUUUUUGGUGAUUUAUGCGAUUCUCGUAUUUUUAUUAUUCGUCGCAACAAUUAGUUGCGGAGUAUUUUUACUUUAUAAAAAAGAUGGAAUUGAUGUUGAGUUAUCGGAUGCGUUGAAUUAUAUGGUUCAACAUUAUUAUCAAGGACCUGGUGUUGUUCAGGAAGCGCUUGAUAAAUUGCAGACUACUUUUAGAUGUUGUGGUGAGUGCCGGAAGAUUUUUUGGAGAAUUUUGAAAUUAGUUGAUUUUCAACCUCAAAUUUUUCAGGAAACGCCGGAUGCUCUGAUUUCCGAGUGUUCCGACAAGAUAUUCCUAGAUCUUGUGAUAUACGUUGUGAUGGUUGUCAUUAUAGGUAAGCCCUCUCUUCUCAUUUCCAGACCAAACAUUUACAUUUUCAGAAUUAUGAUAGCACUUCGAAUCGGAUUUUCAGUCACACUCAUUGUAUUUUUCGCCGUUGUUCUCUGUCAACUUUUGACAAUAAUUUUCGCUCUUUAUUUUGUCUUUGUUCGUGAAAAAGAGAUUCGAAUCGUAAGUUAUUUUCCAUUUUUUUUUUCAACAAAAUUUUGCAAAAAAAAAAAAUAAGUGCAAAGUCCCGUCAAUCAGAUAAUAUUUUGUGUGUGUGUAUUAUAUAUGUAUAUAAAAAUGAAAGUUGAUGAUAGAAAUAAAAGAUAUGGGCGAAUUCAGGUAUACAUUGAACGGCCGACACAACAAAAUCGACGAGGAGAAGCCGGAUUGACCCGAGAUGCACUACGUCAGCAUGAUUUACCACAAGCGUUGAGAAAUCAGCGGAAACGACAUUAUUAUUGA
Messenger RNA from Caenorhabditis angaria, 1390 nucleotides. NCBI's taxonomy places the organism in Eukaryota, Metazoa, Nematoda, Chromadorea, Rhabditida, Rhabditidae. The record is from the annotation of a GenBank genome assembly.